AAAUAAUGCAUCGAAACUACAAAACUAUCUCACUGACUAAUUUACUAUCUCUAAAUUUAUCUUGUUUGGAAGCUUGGAAGCUUCAAGUAAUCUUAUACAAUGUGGAUGCAACUAGGCUGCCGUGCAUUUUUAAAAGGUGUCAAAAAAACAUUAGAAAAGCGGAAAGAUGACGAUGGAGAUACAACGCUCCGUAUUCCAGAUAGAAAGUCUGAUAUCGUUUACCUAACUCAACCAUCAAUGAACGAGCUAACGCGAACUAUUCACUCCGCAUUGUCAAUGGAUAAGUCUAAUCGCGUUGUUGUAGCAGGGCAGAAUACUCAGGACAAUUAUCUGCGAGCACUAACAAAACCCCAAAAGCAAAAUACCUAUUCAAAGUGUUUUUCUAAAUUGUUUAUACCCGAGCGCAUCCCAGAUCGAAAUGUGCCACAUCUAUCUUUAAAGGCUAGUCCUAGUUUAAUGCAACGAACACUAUCGUUCGAUGAUUUAGCCCACAUUAAACGGUUGCACUCGUCGGAACCAUUGUUGUGGCGAACACAUUCGGAGGGGGCGUUGGGCACCAAACCAGGGAUUUACAAACAGAAUUGUACUCAAUCCGAUGACGAUAGAUAUGAUCUUUCUUCCAAUGCAGAUUGCAUGGUUAAUGUUGGUCAAAAGUGCUCAUGUAGAUACACAGCCAACUGCGUAGAAAUGGAUUCCAAUGAUGAUUUCGAAGUCUUCAAUGAUUCCCUACAAAAUAGAACAUUUGAAGUGAUUGAGGCAUCACAGCUUACACCCACGAUGUCCCAGGAACUUUUUACUGAGGAGCAACCAGAAAAUUCGAGCAUGUGUUAUUGGAUUACUUUAGCUCACUUACUCAUAGUGAUUGCAGGGAUCCGCGGACUCCUGUGAAAUAUAUUUUUACACCGCCGUAAAUGAUAUUCCUACUUUCAUUUAUCCUGUUCGAAAUGAUUUUUUUAGAGUAACCACCGUACAGAAAAAUAAUAACUCAGGUAGUGAAAUUGCAAUAUCGGUUUAUAAACAAAACAAGGGGUAAU
Messenger RNA from Drosophila rhopaloa, 1034 nucleotides. RefSeq lists its product as uncharacterized. The transcript is spliced from 2 exons. Bases 100 to 888 code for a protein of 262 amino acids. The record is from RefSeq and is a predicted model, not a curated record. Lineage: Eukaryota; Metazoa; Arthropoda; Insecta; Diptera; Drosophilidae.